This is a messenger RNA of Closterium sp. Naga37s-1, 2421 nucleotides long. NCBI's taxonomy places the organism in Eukaryota, Viridiplantae, Streptophyta, Zygnematophyceae, Desmidiales, Closteriaceae. The record is from the annotation of a GenBank genome assembly.
AUGGGUCGCAGACCGUCGUCGAGUUCGUCGUCCACCAGGUUCAAGUACCUGCGACCGUCGUACUACAUCCGGCGACCCCGGCGACUAGGGCUGCUCACUCUGCUCGUCGUCGGGAUCGUCUUUUUCGUCAUGGAUCGCCAACGACAGGCGAAAGAACUGGAGGAACUCGCGACGCAACUGGAUAAUCUCGAAGGCGAGAAGAGUCACCUGGUUGUUGAGCUGGAGAAGGCUCGCUUGACCGGCAGCGUUUCUGACGCCCGGGCAGGAGGCAAAGCCGCGUCUGUUAAAAAAGACCCUCUUAUUCUCGGUGUAGGAGGGGGAGGGGGUGGUGGCGGCGGCGGCGGUGGCGGGAUAAGUGUAAAUGCAGCACGUGCGAGCAGCAAAGUGCAAGCGAGAAAGCUCCUUCCUCUAGAAAAGAUCGUUCAGGCGGGUGCUACAGGGGGGAUGCUGAGAGGAGGCGAGCAGGCUGGGCAAGCGUAUACUGGGGAUGCUAUUAUAAGGGAUCCUGUUACUGGGGAUGCUCAUAGCGCGGAUGUGGAGCAGAAGGCGUUAUCGGAGCUGCAGAGACUGGGGAAGCUGGACGAUGAUGGGCUGGGAGGCGGAGAAGGUGACAGUAACGAGGGGAAGGCAGCUGAUAUAGACGCGCUUGAGGACGCGGAUUUGGAGGAUGAUGUGGCUGUAGCGGGGGGUGGCAAAGGCGGAAAGGGGGGAGGAGGAGGGAGAGCAGGCGGGGUGACUGAAGCGGGGGGAGAGCAGUUGCAGAGUGAGCAGAGGAAGGAGGUAUCGGUGGCUGAGCAACGAGCAGCAGAGAAGCAGACGCAGGGGCAGGGGCAGGGGCAGGGGCAGGGGCAGGGGCAGGGGCAGGGGCAGGGGCAGGGGCAGGGGCAGGGGCAGGGGCAGGGGCAGGGGCAGGGGCAGGGGCAGGGGGUGUUGUUGAGAGGGCAGGAUGAGACGGAGAGGAGGAGAGAAUCGAUCAAGCAGGGUAUGCUGCAUGCGUGGAGGGGGUACAAGAAGUACGCGUGGGGGUCAGAUGAGCUGCAGCCACGCAGCAAGACCCCGUCCAACAACUUUGGAGGCAUGGGAGCGACGAUCGUUGACUCGCUGGACACGCUCUUCCUCAUGGGGCUCAAGGACGAGUUCAAAGAUGCACAGAAGUGGGUGGGCGAGUCUCUCAAUUUCAACCGGCACUCCAGCGUCAGCGUCUUUGAAACAACCAUCCGGAUGCUGGGCGGGCUGCUAGCAGCGUACGACCUGUCAGGAGAGAAGGUCUUCUUGGACAAGGCGACGGAGCUGGGAGAUCGACUCUUGCCAGCGUUCAACACCCCCACUGGCAUUCCUUUCGCUUAUGUGGACUUGGCAUCAGGAGGAGGCAACGCCCCCGGCUGGACUGGGGGAUCGGCAGUGCUGGCGGAUUUGGGCACGCUGCAGCUGGAGUUUGUGACACUGUCUCAGCGGACAGGCGACCCCAAGUACGCUAUCAAGGCGGAGAAUGUGAUAAAGCAAAUCGAGAAGAUAUUCCCAGAGGACGGUCUGGUGCCCAUGUUCAUCAGCAUCGACAGCGGGGAGCCCACGAGCAGCCACAUCACGUUCGGGUCCAUGGGCGACAGUUUCUACGAGUAUCUGAUCAAGAUGUGGGUGCACGGGGGCAAGACUCCAAUCGUCAAGAAAUACAGAGACAUGUGGGAGAAGUCUAUAAAUGGAAUGUAUUCCAGAUUGGUACAGCGCACGCCAGACCAGGGGGGGCACAAGGGGUACUCCUACGUGCCUGAGAUGGAGGGAGGGGGGCUCAUUCGCAAGAUGGAGCAUCUCACGUGCUUUGUACCGGGGAUGCUUAUACUGGGUAUGCCAGAGGCGUCGCCUGCUGACGCUGCCAAGUACCUAGACUUGGCUAAGGAGCUAACUCGAACGUGCUACGAGUUUUACAACAGCACUCCCUCCAAGCUGGCUGGCGAGGACUACAACUUCCAUGCUGAUGGCCCCCAUCUCCAGGGCCGCGUGUACAACAUCUUGAGGCCAGAGGCAGUGGAGGCGAUCUGGUACUCGUGGCGGGCCACCAAGGACCCCGUGUACCGCGAGUGGGGGUGGAAGAUCUGGCAGGCGUUUGAGAAGAACUGUCGGGUGGAAGCCGGAUACGUUGGGCUGGAAGAUGCGGGGAAGAACCCCCCUCCGCAGGACAACAUGCAGCAGAGCUUCUUCCUGGCAGAGACGCUCAAGUACCUCUACCUGCUAUUCUCUCCGGACGAUACACUGAAUCUGGACAAUGCUGGUUCUGUUGGCGGCGGUGGUGGUGGUGAUGCUGCUGCUGUUGGAGACGGGAAGGAGGAGUCAAUCUCAGGAGCAGGAGAAGUGAAGCAACGGGUCGAGCCAAAGGAGGAUGCCGGUGCUGAUUCAGCAGCAGGGCUGGAUGCUGGGCAAAGAUAG